CGUCCAGCAACAGCACCAGUAUCAGCCCCCAGGGUGCUGCUUACACGUCAUAUGAUAAUGGUCUAUCAAGUCAGAGGAUGCAACUGCACCAUGAACUUCGUCAACAAAUACCACCUCUUCAACCACCUAAUCAUCAAGAGUCACUCAUCCCGUCUCCAGCAUCAGCCACCUGGAAUGAAGGCAACCAUGGUUUGACUCAGAGCAGCUUGGCUGCCAAUAUAACUACCGCAUCAGGGUUUUCUGGACAAUGCGCAUCAAACUACAGCAGCCCGCAUGCUAGAACACAAGGCGCAAACAGUUCAGGUAAUGUCUUUGGCAAUGAUACCAUUGGAACCAAUGCUGUACAGCCAGCUCCUUCUCAGAGACUAUCCUCACGCUCGUCAUUCAGCUCACCUGAUGCUAAAACUCAGCAAUCUUUGGCAUCGUUCAUCAGAUCGAACCCUUCGGCAACUAUCACAGACAUUCAAGAACACAUGUCAGAGAGGGGCAUCAUUUCUGCACAGCCGCACGGUGAUGCCACCUCUGAGUCUUUGCGACCAACUGCUCAUUCUGAUAAAGUACCUUCCCCUGAAAUGCUUCCAAAAUAUUUCUCAACUUUUCCUGUUAGAAACCUAUCAAGGCCGUCCAGCUGUCAUGAAUCUAUUCAACAGCAUUUAUUUGAACAGUCUACAUCUACGUCAUCUUCCUCCCCCUCCC
Molecule: messenger RNA, 696 nt
Organism: Lymnaea stagnalis (great pond snail)
Lineage: Eukaryota; Metazoa; Mollusca; Gastropoda; Lymnaeidae
Source: the annotation of a GenBank genome assembly